Molecule: messenger RNA, 465 nt
Organism: Ustilago hordei
Lineage: Eukaryota; Fungi; Basidiomycota; Ustilaginomycetes; Ustilaginales; Ustilaginaceae
Exons: 1
Coding region: 1-465 (154 amino acids)
Source: RefSeq, a predicted model, not a curated record
AUGACCACAUCAACACCAUUGUUUGAAGGUGUCAAUGAGGAGUUUGAGCAUAUUGAGAAUGAGCUGAAAAUUUCAAAACAACAAUUAUGGCAUGAACGACUAGGACACCCAGGCCAAGACAAGUCAAAGGCAAUCAUAAGCAAACUGAAGGAUAAACACAUUGUGGAUUUGGACCCAGAUACUGCUCUGAAAUGUGAGCAGUGCAUACAAUCCAAAAGUAUGGUCACUCAGAUGGGGCAGGGUAGUGGCAAAAGAGCUGCAGGGCCCCUAGACCUUAUACACAUCGACCUGAUAAUAGACUCAUUCCACAUGACAGAGUAUACAUGCAUGCUGGUGCUGGUCGAUGAUCAUAGCAAGUACAUGCAUGCACAGCCAUUGUUAUGGAAGAGUCAUGCAUUUGUGCAACUCAAAAGGAUUGUUUCCUUUCUGGAGACACAGAUGGACCAGAAGUUAAAAGCAAUCUGA